CGCGGCAGCCGAGGCGCGAGCUGCCCGAUAAUGGCGGCCUGCAGAGCUCAUGAGAGGGAGAAGCGGCGGCGGCUGCCCUGAGAAACCUCGACCUUGAAGAUGGUGAGUAGCCAGCCAAAGUACGAUCUAAUACGGGAGGUAGGCCGAGGCAGUUACGGUGUGGUGUAUGAAGCGGUCAUCAGAAAGACCUCUGCGAGAGUAGCUGUGAAGAAAAUCCGAUGCCACGCACCUGAGAAUGUUGAACUGGCCCUUCGAGAGUUCUGGGCACUAAGCAGUAUCAAGAGCCAGCACCCGAAUGUGAUUCACUUGGAAGAGUGCAUCCUACAGAAAGAUGGGAUGGUGCAGAAGAUGUCCCACGGCUCGAAUUCUUCCCUUUAUUUACAGCUUGUAGAGACUUCACUAAAAGGAGAGAUUGCCUUUGACCCCAGAAGCGCCUAUUACUUGUGGUUUGUGAUGGAUUUUUGUGACGGAGGAGAUAUGAAUGAGUAUCUGUUGUCUAGGAAACCCAAUCGAAAGACUAACACCAGCUUCAUGCUUCAGCUCAGCAGUGCUCUGGCCUUCUUGCACAAAAACCAGAUAAUCCACCGAGACCUGAAGCCUGAUAACAUCCUGAUUUCUCAGAGCAGGUUGGAUACCAGUGACUUGGAACCCACAUUGAAAGUGGCCGAUUUUGGCCUGAGUAAAGUUUGCUCAGCAUCUGGGCAGAACCCGGAAGAACCUGUCAGUGUAAACAAGUGUUUCCUUUCCACAGCAUGUGGAACGGAUUUCUACAUGGCUCCCGAAGUAUGGGAAGGACACUACACAGCAAAAGCUGACAUUUUUGCUCUGGGAAUUAUCAUCUGGGCAAUGCUGGAGAGGAUCACCUUCAUUGACACAGAGACAAAGAAGGAGCUCUUGGGGAGUUAUGUAAAGCAGGGGACCGAAAUUGUGCCUGUUGGGGAGGCACUUCUGGAAAACCCCAAAAUGGAACUUCUCAUCCCUGUGAAGAAAAAGUCGAUGAAUGGCCGAAUGAAACAACUGAUAAAGGAAAUGCUGGCCGCAAACCCUCAGGAUCGCCCGGAUGCUUUUGAACUAGAACUCAGAUUAGUCCAAAUUGCAUUUAAAGACAGCAGCUGGGAAACGUGACCUCCUGCUUGCAAGCAUCUUAGAUGGUGCUGCUUCAGAUUCAGUGGAAAUACAUUACAUGGCUGAAAAGAAGACGGAAGUUAGACUCCACUUUCUAAGAGUUUAGGUUUUAUUGUGGGGUAGUUUUUUCCUCUUGUUUUUCCUGAUUCAUGCAGGCCAUUUUAUUGUAUGUUUUGAAUGUGUAUUACCAAUGUGGCUAUAAAAAAUUUUUUUUAAUGAUCAUUGGUAAAAGGUUGGCAGAAAAAAUUCUCUUAUGAGCCAAGCAGAGAAGAAAGUCCCAUUUUCUAGAAAUAUCUUUAAGUAUUUUGGACAUUCCUUGUCAGUAUUAGGCAUUUCCGUGGAAAAGAGGAUUGCGUGCUGGUAACGCAACCUUUGAAGCUUUGUAAAGGAAACAUGUAUGUAUAUAUUUAUGUGUAUGUAAGUAUGCAUUCCACAUGAAGAAAAGGCCACUUCUGUUUAAAUUA
Molecule: messenger RNA, 1589 nt
Organism: Grammomys surdaster
Lineage: Eukaryota; Metazoa; Chordata; Mammalia; Rodentia; Muridae
Gene: Pdik1l
Product: PDLIM1 interacting kinase 1 like
Exons: 3
Coding region: 100-1125 (341 amino acids)
Biological process (GO): protein phosphorylation
Molecular function (GO): protein kinase activity; ATP binding
Source: RefSeq, a predicted model, not a curated record